GCACAGGUUAAGUUGUAUUGGCGACUGAGAAGGACUUCCUCAUGUCGUCGUUCAGCACCCGCAUAUGGAUUGACAUAACACACAAACCAACACUCACACAGCGAGCACCACGAACCGGAACGUUGACCUGUCACCGGACGGGCAACCCGAAGUAGAAGGAAACCCAGCAGUUUACCAGCGUGACUUGGAGCACAGCAAUGGGACGGACUAUUACGAUCCUGACCUGGAACAUAGACGCAAGGAUCGAAAACAGGGCAGAAAGGCUUGCCGCUGUCGGCGAGACUGUACGGAAACUGGACCCGGAUAUACUCUGUUUUCAAGAGGUCUUAUUGGCCACCUAUGGAGUCUUACAGCGUCUACUUGCUGCGGGCUGUUAUGUCGAUUCGGGAUUUGCGCGCAGCGGCAGCGGCUUGCAAACGGUACUCUUCGCUCGCGACAAGAUAGCCGCCGAUUUCGAGACCGUCCCUCUCGCGAGCCGUAUGGGCCGGACAUGUGUUUUAGCUCGAUGUCGAAAAUUGAAUCUGACGGUCGCCAGCUGCCAUAUGGAGUCUUUCAAGCACAAUGUCGGACGCCGGUCGGAACAGACACUCCAGAUCCAUAGGGCUUUACUACCCGAAAACGCCGUCGUGUUGAGCGGCGACAUGAACUUCAUCCUUCCUCAAGAGGGUUUCCCCUCACCGUGGCUGGACGUUGGGCCGAGCGAGUACACGUACGACUCGCUGUCGAACACAAGCAUACGAGACGGGUUCCGGUCGCGAUUGGAUCGCAUAUACGUUAAAUGCGUGGGUAACAUCGACUGCCGUUUAGUGGGGACGGAGCCUGUCGAUGGCGUGUUCCCGAGCGAUCAUUUCGGAAUCUACGCGGAACUUACGCUCACAUCUCAAUCUGAAGAACCACCACCAGGGGGUUGAACAGUUCCUCGCCAGAGGCGCACGAGCGCUCCUCCGAUAGUGCCGUUUUCUGGGCAGGAUAUGAGACAGGGUUAUAUGUCGAGCGCGAUACCCGCAGCGAUGCGUAGGACCGAGGGGUCACGUUCUGGGGGUGGCGACGGCGAUGGACAGAGGAUGACCGCACCUGGUUUGUGGCCGACCAGAUGCUGUUGCGUGUCAAAAAGGAAACAGCGGUCAUUUCGA
Molecule: messenger RNA, 1133 nt
Organism: Fimicolochytrium jonesii
Lineage: Eukaryota; Fungi; Chytridiomycota; Chytridiomycetes; Spizellomycetales; Powellomycetaceae
Product: Endonuclease/exonuclease/phosphatase
Exons: 1
Coding region: 198-911 (237 amino acids)
Biological process (GO): double-strand break repair
Cellular component (GO): PML body; cytoplasm
Molecular function (GO): 5'-tyrosyl-DNA phosphodiesterase activity; single-stranded DNA binding
Source: RefSeq, a predicted model, not a curated record